GUCCAGUUCGCUGUAGACGCAUCUGAUACAGUAGAGGGAUAUAGGUAAAAUGAAGGCCACGCUGGUAACCGUCCUGUUGAUAUUUGGUGCUGUUACAGCGACCAAAGAUAUACACAAACGAGAAAAGAGACAGGCAGGAUGGGGAUCACAAAAUCGAGGUAGCGUGCCCACGCCAACAUGGGUGCCGACUACCAUAGGAACACAGGCUAACUUCGGUGGUGGUCAAAACUGGGGUAAUACCCAACCCACACCGGUAAGAUUCCCUUCAAGGUUCAACAAUAUGGCGCGGUCUAGAAAUAGUCUUCAGGCUCCUCCGACGUCCGCAAAUCCAACAUCUUCUUCUCGAAAUCGUGAUACAGGACUCUCAAAUCGUUCAAAAUCUGUAGGAAGCUCUCGGUCACCUCCUAUCGCUGGACGUGGGAAUUCCGGAGGAGGUCGGGGAUCGCCAACAAGACCUGCUCCAACUCAACCUGUACCAACCUACCCGCCCACUAUGCCUCCACGGCCCGUACGGAAAUCAAGACGAAAUAGACACAGGUCGCAAAACAAAUCACGCGCACCGCAAUCAAAUUUCGGAAUGGCAAACAUAGUUCCACCAUCGUUUUUACAAGGAUUAGGACGUGCUAUGGCUGAUAAACUGAGAACCAUGUGGAUAAAUCCCCUUUACCAACAACAAGCAAAGGCUGCCGGAGAUAACUUCGUUGUCAACCCAAGUCCGGUAAAUCUGGGUUAUCACGUAUGUCCCCCUGGUAUCAAAAAAGAAACAUGUGUCUACAACCCGUGUCCACGAUGUCUUAAUCAACUUAUCAGAUGUUGGACAAACCCAUGCGGCGGAUGCACAGGAGAAAUGUACUUACGUAAACAGAGGAUCCACGACUGUGAGACAAUUUAAAGGCUACAAAUCAAACUAUGUGUGAUCAAACGGUAUGUCGGAGCAUAUGAGAGGAGGCAAGCACUACAAAUUAUCUGUUUUAUCAAAUUAAUGUUAUCUAUAGUCUCGUUAAGAUGUGGCCAGAGUUGUACAUGGACUCACGUUAUAAGGUAUAGGUAAUACGAAUUUAUCUUUGCGAUUUGAUAAUUUUGUUAAUUAUUUCAUUUGAUAAACUGUAUAUCAAAUAAGUUUCGCGAGCUUAAAAUUUCGCGAAACUUGGUGAAUAGAUUUUGUUUUUUUAAUGGAAUUCUUUGAUACAAUUCAUUUGUUUUUAGCUGACAAUGCAUUAUAUAAUAUCAUGUAUAUCUGAUAAUUUUCGCGAGCUUAACAUUUCGCAAACUUAUGUAAAAAAUAUAGUAAACAAUUAUCAUUAAACACAUUUAACUGUUUUUGU
Molecule: messenger RNA, 1325 nt
Organism: Mizuhopecten yessoensis (Yesso scallop)
Lineage: Eukaryota; Metazoa; Mollusca; Bivalvia; Pectinida; Pectinidae
Exons: 11
Coding region: 50-892 (280 amino acids)
Source: RefSeq, a predicted model, not a curated record